Molecule: messenger RNA, 2992 nt
Organism: Epinephelus fuscoguttatus (brown-marbled grouper)
Lineage: Eukaryota; Metazoa; Chordata; Actinopteri; Perciformes; Serranidae
Gene: homeza
Product: homeobox and leucine zipper encoding a
Exons: 3
Coding region: 571-2550 (659 amino acids)
Biological process (GO): regulation of transcription by RNA polymerase II
Cellular component (GO): nucleus
Molecular function (GO): DNA binding; DNA-binding transcription factor activity, RNA polymerase II-specific
Source: RefSeq, a predicted model, not a curated record
UCACUGUGGGAGAGUUGGGCCUUCUGGGCUUCCUGGUCCUCAGCUCCGCCUCGCCUCGAUCUGGCCGGACAGCGAAAACACUUCUCAGUUAAAGAACAAAAGCAACAACGGAUGGACCGACGAGGACGAAGUAACGGCGACUCGAAUUCAGUCCUGAAUCUCACGGAUUGAGAGAUUUGUACCCUUUACGGCAGGAUUCAGCCGACGAGUGAACUCAUACGAAAGGCGACAAACUUGGUCGCCUCGCAUCUUUGUAUCCCGACCGUAAUCCGUCGAGGUGCUUGAUAAAUAAGACAAGGGUCAAACCGACAGACACACGGUAUUGUUUCCUUGGUCUUUCCCUAAACUUCGGCCAUAAAAAGCUGAGCGACAGAGGGGUAACUCUUGGUUUCUUUUGUUUUCUCCGCGCUCUAACGGACCUCGGGGAUAGCGGGUUAUUUUGGCAUUUUCGGUUUCUCUUGUGGUAUUUGCCUUUGUGAAGAGGCUACACUCAUCUUUUGGGACUGAGAACUUGGGAGUGGAACAAAGCCUGACUGGGAAAGGGUGCAAGAGCCUAUUUUGAUACCCCAGAUGGCAGCCUACAGUGAACAUAACGGCAGAAAUGGACAACUUCUGAGCAUGAAGGGGCCUUUUGAAGGAAAAGUAACAAAGACAGAAUGUGAAGGAAAACUUGGAGUUAAACGCUCCUCCGUGGAUUUGCGCCACUCUGCCAACUCAGCUGAAAGCAACGCGAGUGGUGUGGCUAGUUUCACCACUAACCACAACUCUGUUGUGUGCCUGCCUCUAGUGUCAGAGGGACUGAAAUUGGUAUGGACACAGUCCGAUCAAACCCGUGAACUUGACACAAUCCCCGAGCUUGUCCAAGCCUUUAACUUAUUUCCAUACCCAUCAUCCCGUGAGGUUAACACCCUAGCCCGGGUAUGUGCCUUGCCACUGGACAAAGUUAAGGUGUGGUUUAUGGUUCAGAGAAUUAAAUAUGGUAUCAGCUGGUCCUCAGAGGAGAUAGAGGAGACACGACAAAAGCUGGCAGUACCUGAGCUUUGUGAUGACUCUACUGAAACAAAUGAAGAAGCCAAAACGAAGAGCGGAAGUUGCGAGGAAUUGAUAAUUGAGGAUAAGGAUAGCGAUGAAGUUGAGCGUACUCUCUCCACCCCCCCGAACAAGAAACCAAAGUGUGAGUCGCCAGAUUCCUACAAACCAGCCAAACCCUCUGUCCCGUGCUUCAGCUCCACCCUCCCACCUCCUCAGGAUUCAUACUUCUACCGCCCACCAGCGGACACACCACCAAGUACAGGAGCUGAUGUCUCCCUUGACCUUUCAGAGUCAUCGUCACGACAGAACCGUCAUGGGCGCUACAAAAAGUCUAAAGCUCAACUCGCUGCCCUUCGGAAGAGCUUUCUGAGAGAGAACUGGCCUGCGGAGGCAGAGCUCAGACGUUUGCAGGAAGAAACAGGGCUGAGCCGCAAUGACAUUCGUAAAUGGUUCAGUGACAGCCGCUACCAGCUUAGGGUGGGCCGAGGAAGCCUGGCUGCAGCCCAGAACUACUCUCAGCACGCUGGAGGUAAACAUGAUCAACAAAUUCAACCUCUCCCACUUACCACACAGAAGAUAAGUCAACUAAACGGGGUGAAGGGUCAGGAGGGAGCCCGUAGCAAUGGGAUUAGAAAUUCACAUUUCUUUCAGACCUUUUUGUCAAACAGCCUUGAAGCAUUUGGGGAAAGGGUCCACGAAGCAGAAGGGUAUGAGGUUAUGGAGGAGCUUUCUGGUGAUGGGGACAGUUUUAAAGACGAGGAUUUAAGUGAAGAGCAACCCUUACAACUGACCAAGACCUGCAAGAUUGAGCCAGAUGUUCCACAGGAACCAUCGGGUAUAACAAGGUCCUCUCCCCACUCUUCCCCCUCUGGCAGCCCACCACUGACUGCCUCGCCCAAUAAACCACUUUCAAACAGCAUCAGCACAUCAAAGAAGUCAGCCCACUCAGCCAAAGCCAGUCCCUCACAAACACCCUUGCACAUCGCAGGGGCUCCCUCAUCCACAUCCCCUGCCCUCACUCCAGCUGGGCGACCAAGAAAGACCAAGGAGCAGUUAGAUAUGUUGAAGCAGCACUUCUUACGCUGCCAGUGGCCCAAGAGUGAAGAUUACACUGAACUUGUUAAGCUUACAGGUUUACCCCGGGCAGAUGUUAUUCAGUGGUUUGGGGACACACGGUAUGCUGUGAAAAACGGCCAGCUGCGCUGGGUGAAGGGGGUCCGCGACCAGUUUUUGGCAGAACUUGCAGCUCAGCAAAGUAGCAGUGGUUUAACUAACGGAAGUGGGACAUCAUCUCGGCCUGGGGGUAGCAGGAAACGAAAAUCUCAAGCAAAUGCAACAACUGCAGAUUACCCGGAUGUCCAGCCAUUGGUAACAUAUUACCUUUCAACAGGCUCACUACAUGAAAAAGACCUUGACUCUCUAUGCAAGAAAUCAAGAAUGAGCUACCAGCAAGUGCGAGAUUGGUUCGCAGCUCAGGAUGUUGGGGGGACUGACCAAGAACCCAUUGUUGCUGAUUAAGACACUGGAACCAGACUUAAGAACAUUUCAGAAAGUUGGUGGAGUGCUCUUCAAAUCCUUUGCACCAACAAGCAUAGUUAUUACUUUGGUUUAAAUUGCUUUAAUUCAGCAGGUUUGUAACACCCGGUCUUCCCAGUACAAGCUCAAAGUGAGGCUUGUGUUUUUAUAUAUGCUGCAUUUCCUGCUUAUCCUAAUAUAUUUUGGACUUGAAUUAUAAUUGUGCUGCCCGUGUUGCUGUAAAUAGGACAGUAACUUCUACACUGGUUUGCUAUAUUUUUUUUAAGCUUAAUAUUUUUGUUUAGAUAUCACUACUACAGAACUUUCAGUAUGCUAUUGUAGCAAUAUAAUUUAAACUGGUUGUACUUCUGGUACCUGACUAAAGCAGAUAAGAAACUGCUCCAGAAAAACGUCAGUGUUGAUGAAUUUGUUGACUGAUCACUGU